AGGCGGUUUGCCUCUGCAGAGACCCACGGCGCGCGCGUGCUGGUUUCCUCCAAACACGCAUGCGGCGCGGGGCGAGGCAGGAGGCGCGGGACGUGGCCGCAGGAAGUGGUUGUGCCCGGAGGGCUGCGGGCGACUCGGAAGUGGCUCUCCACCCCGGAAGUCGGCCCUCCCUGUCAUUGGGGACUGGGGUGAUGGCAGCGGAGCCCCGCCGCGUCCUCCUCCAGUUUCUCCGUCCCGGCCGCUGACUGACGGGCUGCGAGCCGCUCGCCCAGGGAAGAAGCCGUAGCGGAGAAUGGCGGAGUUGGCGGCCGGGGACGGGCCGCCGCGGGGCCGCACGCCCAGCCCGCUGCCGGUCGCUGGGCCGCCCAGUCCGCGCCCAGCUGCGGCCCCUGCUUGCCAGGCGCGCAGCUCGGACCCCCCAGCGGCCGACAGAGCCACACCGGGCGGCGGCGGCGCGGGCUCGAAGUGGGUCCGGCUGAACGUGGGUGGCACCUACUUCGUGAGCACCCGCCAGACACUCUGCCGCGAGCCCAAGUCCUUCCUCUGCCGCCUCUGUUGCCAGGAGGGCCCUGAACUGGGCUCGGACAAGGAUGAAACGGGGGCAUAUCUCAUUGAUAGGGAUCCCACAUAUUUUGGUCCAAUCCUGAACUACCUCCGGCAUGGAAAACUCAUAAUAAACAAGGAAUUGGCAGAAGAAGGUGUGCUGGAAGAAGCUGAGUUUUACAACAUUGCAUCUCUAGUGCGGUUGGUAAAGGAGCGAAUACGGGACAAUGAAAGCAGAACCUCUCAAGGACCUGUCAAGCAUGUAUACAGAGUCCUGCAGUGCCAAGAGGAAGAGCUCACCCAGAUGGUGUCUACUAUGUCUGAUGGAUGGAAAUUUGAACAGCUAAUCAGCAUUGGAUCUUCAUAUAACUAUGGAAAUGAAGAUCAAGCAGAAUUCCUCUGUGUUGUAUCCAGAGAGCUAAAUAACUCUACCAAUGGCAUUGUCAUAGAGCCUAGUGAGAAAGCAAAGAUUCUUCAGGAGCGAGGAUCACGGAUGUGAUCUAAGCAUUGAAUACUUCAAAACUCCCGGAGUUGUCAAAAGGGCAAUCUAGCUGGGCAGAGCAUUUCUCCUGCAGUCCAACCUUGCUUUUGUACAGUAAUCAAACUAACACAAAGCAAAGCUGAGCCUGUCCUGCCCGUGGAGAAGUACUCCUGGUAGGCAAUACGGCUCAUCCCACUCAGUCUCAGAAAGCAAAGAGGAAAGAAGAUCUUCCAGCUGGAUGGUCCCUUUGCCCCACUAUCUCUUUCUCUUUUUAUUUCUGCCUUGGCACUGUUUGGUUUAUUUGGUUUUAUUUGGAGGAGAAAGCUGUCUUUGGAGCCUUUUGUGAGGGCUGCCCAGAUUCCUGGAUACUUUACAUUAUUCCGGGCAUCACUGGUCUGGAGUAAUGACAGGGAAAUUUGGUUAUGCAGUGCCAUUUGUCGUUGAGAAAUUUGUCAAAGUUAGGCUAGUCCAGAUUUGAUGAACAUAGAUUUGGACAAGAAAAUCUAAACCAAGAACAUUCCCUCCGCUUACCCCAAACCUUUAUCAUUCUUGUUUUGGGUUUGUAACUAGCUCAUAUACUUGUUAGAGGGAAAGCUUCAGGGUGGUGUUUUUUGUUUCCGUUUGGCUUGGGGAGGGUGGGGUUUGUUUUUUGUUUUUUUGUGCAGGGUAGAUAGCUGGGAAUUAUGUGUACCAUGGGGCCUCAGCUGAAGGGUUUUUCCUCUGAUAACACUAAAAAUAUAAGCUCUAAGCAUCUCUCACAGUGUGGUUUGGUUAUCACCCUUCACACAUUUUAAAAAUGUAUAAUUAUUCCCUGGUUUCAGAGACAGAUAUACUGUCUCUUACUCUCACAAUGUCAGUGGAGGGUGGCAAUCAGGUGUAUGUUCCAUUUUUCCUGCCAGAGCCCAGAAUGUGGGCUUUUGGCAUCUUAAAGUUGCUCUUUGAUCUGGAGGAUUUGUUCCUGCCAAGUUCAGCUUUGCCUUCUCUUGUCUUCAGCAGCAUGAAAUUAUCCCCUUGUUCUCUUGCUGUCCUGAUUAAAGCAGAUUUUCUUUUGUACUCUAGUUAUUUUGGUAGGGUUUAACAACUCUCUUCCAAUACAUUUGGGGAUGGAGGGUCCCUUAUUUACACAUGGUUAUUCUGCGCUUGCAAUCCCUUCCACCCUUUAUUGUGUCAUCUUACCCAAAAUAACUAAGGGGCACUGCACAGGUUGGGCAGGGGGUGGGAAGGGGAGGGGUGGUGGUGAAAGUUGCCAAACUGUUGUGCUGUUUUUUGUCCCAAGUGGUGUGAAAUUCUGUACAUUUUGUUUUCCUUUGGAAUGCCUUGAAUGGACAUGAAAAUAUUGUGCCUCUCUUGAAUUCUAAUCUUAGCCAAAUGGGACUUGCUGAUCUUGUCAGUGAAUUUGUGCCAUCCCUGAUCAGUGGAAUGUCCCUUCCUAGUUGUUGCUAAGUGGAAACCCUUAAGCAUCUGCUGCAUGAGACACCUCCCCUCCACACCCUGACUCCUCUCCUCACUGACCGCCAUUGGCUUCUGGGCCUUUGCAUUAAGUCCCAAACAUAAAAACUAACGCUUCAAAGAAACUGAAGUGCUUUGGUCUCCCCUAGGCAAUAAUCAAAAUUCCUACACUAACCUGUGAUCAAAGGAGUAUCCCUACUAUUUCGAUUGGUGUGCUUGGGAUUCCCUAUCAAGGAGAUUGUACUCUUGUGUAUUUUUCAUGUUCUAUGGUGUGGAGUAAUGAGGCUUCCUUGUGAACAUUUCCAUUUCCUCCUUGUGAACAUAAAGGGUGAGGGCAGUUGGUGGGGAAGGACAGUGAGUGAAGUAUUACUGGGACCAUGAAAGUCCUUAUCAUGGAUAAAGCUAGGGAGUUUAAAUGCAAUUUGGCACCCAGUUCCUUCCUGCUCUACAUCCUCCCUUACUCUUGAGUGUUUCUGUGCAUAUAUCCCUGAGCUUCCCCACCAGUUCUGCCAAUAUACCUCCAGUAAGGCUUAAGGUUUGGAGAGCAUGUGGUGGUCCAGUCUUUGUAAAAGCGGACUGUACCAAAGGUUUUGAGGUCGGUUACUGGUUGCUGAAACUCAACUCACUCUGUACUGUGUUGAAUUAAACCAACUUUCCCAUCUUAUCCCACCCUUCCCGUUUAUAAUGUAUUGGUAUUGGCAUGGUGAGACUGUACGUCCUGGCUGGAUUUAACUAACACUGUGAUGUGUACAUAAAUCUCUUGAGUAUCUUGUACCUUCAGCCGUUGUCAGUGUAUGUCAACAACUGAGAAAUAACCAGAUGUCUGUGUGCUGCGAGGGAGUCUAAGAACCGCAGAUGUAUGGCAUUCACGCAUCCCCUCACAAUCUCUACUUCUCGGAGGUAGAGGGAGUGGGUUGUGGGUGUAUGAAGUUGGAAGAAAAGCAGGCUGAUGCCAAGAAUAGCAGCCAUUUCCAACAUGGCCUAACCCAACUCAUUCCCCACCUUGCUGGGCACGUAGCAGUGUUAGGUUUGCUUGGAAGGAGACCUUACUGUGUAGCUUUAGUUAACCAAAACAAAUACCUCAUUGUUUUAUGUUAUGGUCACCAAAAAUAAAAUCGAAAAACGCAUGGGGAAGCCCCAUUAGAGGAGUGCCUGAUAUCAGGAUAAUAGACUGGAAACAAACGGCUCCCAUUCUGUUGCCCAUAUUGUGCCAUUGGGAACGGCUCCGUUUCAAUCUGGAGGAAAAUCAGAUUGUGAGAGGAGCUGUAACUGGCAGGACUGGAGGCUGUUCUGUUACAGCAAAGUUGGAGCUAAAGUGAGAAAUAAUGUUUCUACUGGAUCAGUGGGCCUAUCCUAAAUACUCCACUUGCUGCUGACAACUGCGAGAGGUUUUCAGUGAAUUUAGUUCUUUGCUGGAGCACAGUUGCCUUCUCCUUUGCUUCCCAUGUCAAGUAUUCUCAACAAGCGUAACUAAGUCUGUUGAGACUUUUCCUGGAGUGGUGAGCUCUGUUUAGUUGGAGACUGAAACAGUAUUAGGGACUGGAAAAGCUGUUGGCUUUCCUAGUAUAAGGGCUUGAAAUCCAGCUACAGCAAGACACCAUUCUAGCUCAUUCACUUGUGAUAGUCAUUCCCUACCAUGACAGGCCACCUUCAGGCCCUGUUAAUCUCAAGAACUGGCUUCUGUGUGCUGCACCAGUUGUAUCUCUGCCUCUACAGCAACAGGGCUUUUCUUUCCAUUUGCCUUUACUUGGUCAAAACAUUAUCUCCAAAGCUAAAGCUGGAAAAUAAAUUAAAAUUAUUUCCCCUGCUGAUGGCAGUAGAUAGAAAGGGAAGCAAAUGGCAGGAUGGUUAUUCAUCUGAGUGAUUUGCAUCUCUUGAGGUUUUCUUUAAAUCAUUAGCUAGCCCCUGGGGACCAGUAGCAGGUCCAGUUUCCCAGUGGCCAAUUAUUCCGUUACAACAAGGUUGGAGCUAACCUUCUCUAAAAAGUGUCUUUGUUUCUGCACAUUUUUAAUCAAUUUUUCUCAGGGGUGACUGAGUGGUCUGAGGGCAGGGGGCUACCCACAAAAGGGUGGAGGUGGCUCCUCGGACCUCCACAGCUGGGCCGUGGGCUCCUCACCCUCAGGUUUUGUUUGCAAACCUAGAGGUUUUGUACAGUUUGUCACAUGUCAGUGCCCUUUGCUACUGUUUCUCUUUGUUUAUUAAAUGUGUUUGAAUAAUAAUGGAGAUGCUGUGAUUUUUUUUCCAAUAAAGAUUCUGACAUGA
Molecule: messenger RNA, 4735 nt
Organism: Varanus komodoensis (Komodo dragon)
Lineage: Eukaryota; Metazoa; Chordata; Lepidosauria; Squamata; Varanidae
Gene: KCTD2
Product: potassium channel tetramerization domain containing 2
Exons: 6
Coding region: 293-1042 (249 amino acids)
Biological process (GO): protein homooligomerization; proteasome-mediated ubiquitin-dependent protein catabolic process
Cellular component (GO): cytoplasm; Cul3-RING ubiquitin ligase complex
Molecular function (GO): cullin family protein binding
Source: RefSeq, a predicted model, not a curated record